Molecule: messenger RNA, 657 nt
Organism: Pelmatolapia mariae (spotted tilapia)
Lineage: Eukaryota; Metazoa; Chordata; Actinopteri; Cichliformes; Cichlidae
Product: histone H3-like
Exons: 2
Coding region: 1-657 (218 amino acids)
Cellular component (GO): nucleosome
Molecular function (GO): DNA binding; structural constituent of chromatin; protein heterodimerization activity
Source: RefSeq, a predicted model, not a curated record
AUGGCAAGAACCAAGCAGACCGCUCGCAAAUCCACUGGCGGCAAAGCCCCCAGAAAGCAGCUGGCCACCAAGGCCGCUCGUAAGAGCGCCCCGGCCACCGGAGGCGUCAAGAAGCCUCACCGUUACAGGCCCGGCACCGUGGCUCUGCGCGAGAUCCGCCGUUACCAGAAAUCCACCGAGCUGCUCAUUCGCAAGCUGCCUUUCCAGCGCCUGGUCCGCGAGAUCGCUCAGGACUUCAAGACCGACCUGCGCUUCCAGAGCUCCGCUGUCAUGGCUCUGCAGGAGGCCAGCGAGGCUUACCUGGUCGGACUCUUCGAGGACACCAACCUGUGCGCCAUCCACGCAAUGAGUGGAAGGGGUAAGGGAGGUAAAGGACUCGGCAAAGGAGGUGCAAAGCGUCACCGUAAGGUGCUUCGUGAUAACAUCCAGGGCAUCACUAAGCCAGCUAUCCGCCGCCUGGCUCGCCGUGGUGGUGUGAAGCGUAUUUCUGGUCUGAUCUACGAGGAGACCCGUGGCGUGUUGAAGGUGUUUCUGGAGAACGUCAUCCGCGACGCCGUCACCUACACCGAGCACGCCAAGAGAAAGACCGUCACCGCCAUGGAUGUGGUAUACGCUCUCAAGAGACAGGGCCGCACUCUGUACGGCUUUGGUGGUUAA